Centruroides sculpturatus (bark scorpion) is the source of this 2103-nucleotide messenger RNA. RefSeq names its product patched domain-containing protein 3-like. The coding region runs from base 1 to 2103 and encodes 700 amino acids. Gene Ontology annotation, cellular component: membrane. The transcript is spliced from 7 exons. The record is from RefSeq and is a predicted model, not a curated record. NCBI's taxonomy places the organism in Eukaryota, Metazoa, Arthropoda, Arachnida, Scorpiones, Buthidae.
AUGACUACAUCAUUAAUAAGGAAUAAAAAUAAUCGUCAUUGGAGCGAAGGUACAUUCAUUCAUUUGAUGAAGAACAGAGCCGAUUAUUCAGAAAAAGGAUUAGAAGACAUUUUAGAUUCUGUUGGUGCUGAAGAGAAUAAUGAGUAUAAUGAGAAAGUGAAUGAAAACACUGCUGCAAAUGAACCAACUCAACAGUUUGAAAAUACAAUACCUAAAGCUUUAACUUUGACCCAAGAAUCUAAAGAUAAAGGUUUCAUUUGUUGUAUAUGGUUAAAAUCGACUGGUGAUGCUUAUCAGUGUCCAUAUUGUGGACUAACAUUAAUACACUCUGUGGAAAUUGUACACAUCAAAAAGAAUGAAGAAGGUGUAAAACUUAACAGGAAAGGAUAUGUUGAAGAAAUUAAAUCAGCAAGAUUACUUUAUCUGUUGGAUAAAACAAACAAGAAAAAACACGAAGCUAUUGAAAGAUGGAAAAAUGUUUUUAACGAAGUAUUAAAAAAACAGGAAUUUCGUUAUAUAUCUUAUACGUUUCUGAACAGUUUUUUAUUACAAGGAGAAUUAGAAGAAUAUUCUAAUUGCUUAGUUCCUCUUAUACCAAUAUGUUUUGUUAUAAUUUUAAUAUUUUCUUUUAUUAUUUGCAUGACAAACGAUACAAUUAAAGGUAAACCUUGGUUAGGUUCUAUGGCAUGUAUUUCAGCUUGUCUAUCAGUUUUAAGUGGAAUGGGAUUGCUCCUAUGGUUUGGUUUCGAAAAUGUUGACGUUGUCUUCGCUUUAUUUUUUAGUGUUUUAGCAAUGGAAAUAGACGAUGCUUUUAUACUUAUAGCAGCUUGGAGGAGUACGGAUCCAGAAGAUUCUGUAGAAAAUAGAAUGGAAAAAACUUACUCGGAAGCCGCAGUAUCUAUAUUUAUUACAUCUUUUACAAGUUUUCUUUCAUUUUGUAUUGGAAUGUGUUCGAUAUUUCCAGGCAUCCGUAUAUUUACGUAUUUCGCAGGGGCAUUCGUUUGCUUUACUUACAUUUACUUGAUGACUUUCUUUGGAAGUUGCUUAGUGAUCAGUGGUUACAGGGAGCAAAAACGACUACACUGCAUCACUCUUCAAAAAGUAAAAGAUUCGAAAAAUGAAGUUAUGACGAGUGGACAUGUUUCUCUAAAAGAAGAGUUUAUAAUGUCUCAAUUCAGGGAUAAAAUAGGCAAUUUUUUAACACGUAAAAGUGUAAAAUUUAGUGUCAUGUUUAUAUUUUUAUGUAAUCUUGGAAUUGCACUCUGGGGACUAACAUUUACACAAGCUGGAAAUAAUUUCAGUGAUGCUUUCAAAGACGAAUCGAAAUUUUCUCUCUUCUUUAAACUAAACAAGCAUUACUAUCAAUAUGGUUAUGCUAUUAAUGUGAUUAUCAACGAACCAUUAAAUUAUGCUGAUCCUCUGGUUCAAAAUUCAAUAGAAAUACUCUGCAAACAGUUUGAAAAUCAUCCAAAUAUUGCAGAUUCGUCACUACGAUUAUCGUGGUUAAAGGAAUUUCUAAACAUACAAGCAUCUCCUAUAGGAAAAUUUCUGUUUUCAUCUUACAAUAUGUCAAACGAAUUAGAUUUUAUAGAUGCAUUAAGAAACGUAUUUUUAAAAUUUCAACAAGCAAAAGAAUUUAACUACGACAUCGCAUUCAAUGAAAAUUAUACUAAAAUUAUAGCAUCUCGUUUUCUUUUUCCAACAAUUAAUAUUAAAACUGAAUUUCAUGAAGCAUCUUUAAUGAUUGAUUCUUAUAAAAUAAUUGAUCAGUCGCCAAUAUCUUCUACCAUUUGCCGGGACAANAAAUUUCGACAUUUACAAUUAGCAUUUUUAAAUUUUGAAUCAUUAGAAGAUGAAAUGAAGGAAUAUUCUAGUGUAUUGCGUCCUUUAUCUGCUGUUGUUUUUAUGAUUGUAGCAACAUUUUCUUUCAUUAUUUGCAUGACAAAUGAUUGGAUAACGAGUAAACCUUGGCUUGGUUUAUCAGCAUGUAUUUCAGCAUUAUUAGCCAUAAUAAGUGGAUUUGGAUUUAUACUUUUUUGUGGACUGAAUUCUUUAGAUGUAAAUUUUGCCUUAAUGUUCGCUAUAUUAGAUAAACGUUUGUAA